GCAUCAGAGCCAGCUACAGUCAGGAGGGGAGAAGGAAGGAGAUGGCCGACUAGGAGCUAGCCUUAUCUCUGCUACUUCGUCGGCUAAAUUCCCUUUAGCGUAACACAUCUUCACACUCAAGUUGGGGAGAGGACCUUUUAGACAUUUCACCCCUCUUCCACGAUGGCAGAACAAAACAGCAACGUCAGAUAUCAGGAGCUGGUGAAUGAGGAGGAGCCAGCCCAGCCAUCCCAGGAGGGUCCUGCCCAGGACGCACCACCACCCUACAGCAGCGUCGCUGCAGCUAAUGCAGCUUUCUUUGAAUAUAAGGAAGAUGGAGGAAGAUUUCCCAACCCUCCAUCUUACAGUGUUGCCACCACUCUGCCCUCCUAUGACGAAGCUGAGAGAAGCAAAGCAGAGGCUGCCAUCCCUCUGGUCACUGGAAGAGUCACGGAGGAUGACUUUGUGGCCAGAGAUGACUUUGAAGAUGCUGAUCAGCUGCGGAUAGGAAAUGACGGCAUCUUCAUGCUCACUUUCUUCAUGGCAUUCCUCUUCAACUGGAUCGGCUUCUUCUUGUCGUUCUGCUUGACCACAUCAGCCGCCGGUCGAUACGGGGCCAUCUCCGGCUUCGGCCUGUCCCUCAUCAAAUGGGUUCUUAUUGUCAGGUUUUCUACCUACUUUCCUGGUUACUUUGAUGGACAGUACUGGUUGUGGUGGGUGUUCCUGGCCCUGGGCUUCAUGCUGUUCAUCAGAGGCUUUGUUAACUACUCCAGAGUGCGUAAAUUGGCCGAUCCCACCUAUGCCACUCUCCCCCGAACAAGGGUACUCUUCAUCUAUUAGAGGAUGGUGGAUGUGGACGAACUGGACACGACCAAUACAGGCAGCGACUCUGUGAAGAGUUUGAAAUUAAACUGAAGACACUUAACCAGAAAUCAGCCAGACGAGUUUAGAGAUGAAGACGACUCUCAAUAAAAUAUUCAGGAAUUAUAUCAACUUGUUUUAUUUUGUUUUGAAACUUUAUUAAUGGAAAAUGGUUAAUUGUAAUAGUCCCUCAGUGUACUCAUUAGUGGCGAAUGUUAAGUGCUAUUUACAUCUCAGUCUGUAUAUGUAUAAGUAAUGCCUUAUAUAAUUUGAUGGUAGCAUAUGAGCAUGCAUCUCCCCUUAAGGUAAAUUAAUAGGGAGGAGUCUCAUGUUGGUGACACUUGAAGCCAACAGGUAUUAUUGAAUACAGCACUCUGUAGACUUGCCAUAGCAUGUAACACACUUUAUAAUCCGCACUAAUCUCACUUCAUGGUUUUAUUGUGACUAUUAUAGGCUGUUUUUAGAUACCACAUACACUUAAACAGUAAGCUUUCAGUACGCUGUAAAUGCAGAUACAUUACCACAUAUUUCACUCACCUGUUGGCUUUAAGUAGUGUUGCCCUUUUUUUGUUUAACCAGAAGGGGGCAGUGUUGUUUUCUGCUUUUAAGACGAUAGAAACUGUUCAUCAAGGACACGGUCAUAAUAAAACAUACAUGCUUGUGAUUCAAAUGCAGCAUCAGUGGAGCACCGCGAAACGGCAUCCAUGUGUCAGAAGUUAUGAUUUUGCCUGUUAAAUGUUUUGUUGUACGUUAAAUCAGGUAAAAUUAUUCACCUUGGAAAAAGAGUUAAAGUUACAUAUAUGACCUUAGAUUAUGAUGAUUUAAAAACAAACAAACAAACAAGCCACAACUAAAUAACCAGAUGGCAAGGAGACAUUAAAUUUUUUUUGGACAGCAACAGCAACUGAGAGGAUUUUUCUCGGGGGCCGUAUGAGCACGUUUUCUGGUUCACAUCCUUAAAAAGCUAAUUUAGAUGUAACGGUUUGACGUUUUGCGUGACUCCUCAAUGAGUCAGUGGAGUCGACAUCACAUCCACUGUCAGUGGAAAAGCUGUGUGAUUACAGAGAGGAGUCUUUGGCUGUCUGGAUUUCAGCUGUUAAUGACCGUGCUGAAGCAUUUGGAUCACAUUAUCUUAGAGCAUAAAAAUAACUCAAAUUCCAUUUCCAAGUGGGGUUUUGCCUUAAGAUUUAAUUGACACAUGGGGAAAGGAAAUCAACUUUGUUUUUUUUUUUUUUUUGUUUUUUUUAAAGAAACUUCUUCAUGAGGUGUAAAAUGUUAAGUAUCUUGUGGGUAUUGAAACUAUAUCAAAGAAUGUUGUAUGCAGGUGCACUUUUAGAAACAUAACCGAUAAAACCCAGAGGACGUUCCCAUCAGGUCUCAGACAGCGUGUCAGGAGAAAACAGUUUUUCACGAUUUAAUCACAGUUGUUGUUAAUAGAAGGAGUUAAUACAGAUUUAAGUCUGGUCCAGUAAACUGAACUGUUUGCCUUAAACAGUUAACUUCAUACUUCUAACUACAUACCAUGGCUUUGAUACAGACCCACUCUGCUUAUUUCUAUGUGAUGUAGAGCUGCAACCUUGGGGUUUUGUUGUUAUGAAACUGUACAGGAAACGUUUAGUGUUAAAUAAAUGUCACUUUUAACGCGA
Messenger RNA from Lates calcarifer (barramundi perch), 2486 nucleotides. RefSeq names its product NEDD4 family-interacting protein 1. The record is from RefSeq and is a predicted model, not a curated record. Gene Ontology annotation, biological process: vacuolar transport; metal ion transport; ubiquitin-dependent protein catabolic process. Gene Ontology annotation, molecular function: WW domain binding. The transcript is spliced from 8 exons. Gene Ontology annotation, cellular component: endoplasmic reticulum; perinuclear region of cytoplasm; Golgi apparatus. The coding region runs from base 163 to 819 and encodes 218 amino acids. Lineage: Eukaryota; Metazoa; Chordata; Actinopteri; Centropomidae.